Fonsecaea erecta is the source of this 447-nucleotide messenger RNA. RefSeq lists its product as hypothetical. The transcript has a single exon. Gene Ontology annotation, cellular component: Ctf18 RFC-like complex. The coding region runs from base 1 to 447 and encodes 148 amino acids. Lineage: Eukaryota; Fungi; Ascomycota; Eurotiomycetes; Chaetothyriales; Herpotrichiellaceae. Gene Ontology annotation, biological process: mitotic sister chromatid cohesion. The record is from RefSeq and is a predicted model, not a curated record.
AUGCCUGCAGUUGAGCUUCGUACCACUGCUCCGGCUCAGGAGACUAGUGGCACCGUCCACAACCCGCUUCCAUCCCUUUUGCACACACCAUCAGGAUUGGCUAUCGUCGAGAUUCAAGGCACAAUCCAUGGUCCAUUCCAGAAUCUCGCAACAGAGGACUCAUCCCAGUCAACAGCUGUGCAUCCGAUAGGCCGCCUUGAGUUCCCGCUGUACAAGCCCCAAGACGCCAACGAGGGCAAGUGGAUGAAGAAAGUCUACCUUUACAUCGGCAGGCACCAGAGACUGACCGGCGAGGUUAAGAAGCUGGCCAAACCGCUGGCUGUUCUUCAGAAAAUCGACGAGAAUGAUCAGAAGAGCGAGAACGAAAGUGAUGAAGCGCUGGAGAUUGUGGACGUUGUCAAGUUCAAGCUGCUGUUUAGUGCGAGGCCGGAGCCAGUUGGGGAGUGA